Messenger RNA from Gorilla gorilla gorilla (western lowland gorilla), 1436 nucleotides. RefSeq names its product CEA cell adhesion molecule 4 (gene CEACAM4). Lineage: Eukaryota; Metazoa; Chordata; Mammalia; Primates; Hominidae. The record is from RefSeq and is a predicted model, not a curated record. The coding region runs from base 113 to 865 and encodes 250 amino acids. Gene Ontology annotation, biological process: regulation of immune system process; signal transduction. Gene Ontology annotation, cellular component: plasma membrane; cell surface. The transcript has 6 exons. Gene Ontology annotation, molecular function: protein tyrosine kinase binding.
ACAGAAGGAGGAAAGUCAGCAGACCCGACAGCCGACAGUCACAGCAGCUCUGACAAGAGCGUUCCUGGAGCCCGAGCUCCUCUCCACAGAGGACAAGCAGGCAGCAGAGACCAUGGGCCCCCCCUCAGCCGCUCCCCAUGGAGGGCACAGGCCCUGGCAGGGGCUCCUGAUCACAGCCUCACUUUUAACCUUCUGGGACCCGCCCACCACUGUCCAGUUCACUAUUGAAGCCCUGCCGUCCAGUGCUGCAGAGGGAAAGGAUGUUAUUCUACUGGCCUGCAAUAUUUCAGAAACUAUUCAAGCCUAUUAUUGGCACAAGGGGAAAACGGCAGAAGGGAGCCCUCUCAUUGCUGGUUAUAUAACAGAUAUUCAAGCAAAUAUCCCAGGGGCCGCAUACAGUGGUCGAGAGACAGUAUACCCCAAUGGAUCACUGCUGUUCCAAAACAUCACCCUGGAGGACGCAGGAUCCUACACCCUACGAACCAUAAAUGCCAGUUACGACUCUGACCAAGCAACUGGCCAGCUCCACGUACACCAAAACAACGUCCCAGGCCUUCCUGCGGGGGCCGUCGCUGGCAUCGUGACUGGGGUCCUGGUUGGGGUGGCUCUGGUGGCCGCCCUGGUGUGUUUUCUGCUCCUCUCCAGGACUGGAAGGGCCAGCAUCCAGCGUGACCUCAGGGAGCAGCCGCCCCCAGCCUCCACCCCAGGCCAUGGUCCCUCUCACAGAUCCACCUUCUCGGCCCCUCUACCCAGCCCCAGAACAGCCACUCCCAUCUAUGAGGUGAGUGUGGGCCAUGGAUGUUCUGGUCCCGCAGGCUCCAGGGGACCCAGGAUCUGCCCCCACCAGCACCUGGCUGAGCUCUGAGAUUCAGGAAAAUGCAGUGAAAAUGAGAACAGGGGGUGGUGAGCAGAGGAGGGAGGGGCCUGGGAACAGGGACCCCCUGAGCACAGCCAGGUUCAGCCCCAGAGCAGCCCUGGGUGGUCCCAGAGCCUGGGAGAUGCCAGACACUGUUCUGAGAAGGCCACAGGGGUUGAGGCCUCUUUUCUGUUUUUACAGGAAUUGCUAUACUCUGACGCAAACAUUUACUGCCAGAUCGACCACAAAGCAGAUGUGGUCUCUUAGGUUCCUCCAGGAACUGCUCCUGUGGGUUGAUGGAGGUACUCAAAGACUCCAGCCCUGGGGACGGGAAAGACAUGAAGCCUGAGCCAGAGAACCAGCUCUGAGUUCUGAGAAGACACUGGCCUGGGGACAGGGAGGGAUGGGAGUCCCUGCUGAAUAUCUGGAGACCCCGACAGGUUGCCCUGAGCUCUGGGUGGGCAGGGACAAAGGCCUCUCAUCACCACAGGAAGCGGGGGCUUUCAGGGAAAGUGAAUGGGCCUGUGGCCCACCCGGGGUCACCAGGAAAGGAUCUGAAUAAAGAGGACCCUUCCUCUCA